AUGUUGUUUAGUGUAUUGUUCCUCAAGGUGUUAUUCAUAGCCCAAACUGAGUUUGGACAGCCGGAUUAUAUUCGUUGUGUUUGCACUGGGCUACGCAAAUGUUAGCUAGUCAUGCUAAUAACAACAACAAGGCUAUGGUAGCUUUAGCGCAACAGUGUAAUAUUGUGUCUUUAAGAGAUAUGGCGGAUUCAAGUGGUCUGACUGACGUCACAGUGAAGACUCUGGACUCACAGAGCAGGAGCUAUAAAGUCAGGGGGGAGUUGACAGUGAAGCAGUUCAAAGAACACAUAGCUCCAUCAGUGGAGAUCCCAGUCGACAAGCAGAGGCUCAUCUACCAGGGUAAAGUGCUCCAAGAUGACAGAACGCUGACAAUGUACAAUGUGGAUGGAAAGGUUAUUCAUCUGGUGGAACGAGCGCCACCUGAAAGCCCCAUGUCUGGCUCAGGGGGUGCGGGCGUAUCCAUUGGCGUGGCAGAGACCAGCAGCAGCCAUGUUUCCACUUCCUCCCAGGGCGAACCCCAUGACCGUAACAACUACGUGAUGCUCGGGACGUUUAACCUGCCUUUCAAUGUCACGGAACCGCAGCAGAUACAGAUGUCUGUGCAGCAAAUGCUGGCUGGAGUCAGUGACCCAGGAAGGACCACCAGGGUCAGCACUCAAGCAGGGAACGUGCAGAGUCACUUGGGCCAGUCAGUGCAGAGUGAGGCUCGGAUGAGGCUCCAGCUCGCUCAGAUCUUGCUGCGGAAUGCUGACACUCUGAUCCACAGACUGGAGGAGGUGUCCAGUGGCAGCAGUUUACAGACAGAGUCCGAAGUACAAACCUCCUCUUCAUCCUUGCCUGUAUCGCCCUCCUCGGCGGUAGUCGCUCAAGCAUUACAACCGGCGGAUGCCAACAUUCCUCCUCCUGCUGCGGCAUCAUCAUCCACCUCCACACAGACUGAACAAGCACACAACACACAACCUAAUAAUCAUCCAAGUCCAGCUGAGUUGCUGGAGAUUCUCUCAGAGGUCAAGAGGGUGGAAGAAAGGUUACUUCCAUUCAUCCAGAGGACCCAGUCCAUUCUUGGAGCAGCCUCCUCGGCAGACUACAACAACAAUCUGUCAAAGAGGCAGCUGCGACUCUCUUUGCUCCUCCGUGGCUUCCCUCAGAGACACUGGCGGUCACCACACCCCUCCGACUUUCAGAUGCAGGAACGAGAAACGAAUCAGCGUGUGCUCAAUAUGGCAGGGGAUGCGGUACGUCUUCUUGGCAAUACAUUGAUUGUCCUUGGUGACCUACGUUGCAACCUGGCAACACCGCCUCCUCGCCAGCUAUAUGUAGCCCAGCCCAUGGCCCAGUAUACCCAACCUGUCUUGGUCCAGUCCAGUCUGCCACACAUUCCCAUUUCACUCAACAUAGGCACCACAGCAACUACGCAAUCAAAUGAAGUACUCUCGUCCGAAGGUCAACGUCAGCAACCUCAUACCAACGAUCUUUCAGAUCAGCAGACUCUUGGUCGGGCUCGGCCUCUUCACUCCAGUGGUACAAUUCAUUCAGUUCAAGGACAAGAAGGACCCCGAGUAAUCAGAAUCACCCACCAGACCUUGGAGCCUGCAGUCAUGAUGCAGAUGAACAUUGAUGGUGAUCCUGGUUCAGUCCAGCCAGGAUUACCCCCAGACUUCACGAGAGCUAUUGUUCAGCAAAUCUCCCGUCAAGCAGCCGCCAUUGCCGCAACAGCUUCAUCAGACCACCCAGUAAACCUGGCAGCAUCCAGUGCUGGUACCACUGACCGCAAUGAAAGAAUGCCUUCUACACAUCCCCCACAUCCUACUCAGGCAAGGGUUGUCUUCACCAGACCAUCCUUCCCUCAGCCUAUUGGAACCACAGCAGCCACUUUCAACCUGAGUGCCACGGUGCCCACAACCAGCCAACAGGACCAAGUUCUGACUUCUUCCCUCACCCAAAUGGUCAGCAGUCUGGUGGGGCAGCUUCUGAGGCCUGGGCACACAGGUGAUACCACGUCCAGCUCUCAAUCAUCCUUCUCUUCAUCUGAGUCCUCCUCAUCUCCUGUUAAUCCCUCUGCCGACACACCUGCACACAACACCACCUUGGGAUCUGUGGGUCAGCCAGCAGAAGGUGCUUCAGAGGGGACCCUGGUCCAACUCCUAGGCUCCCUGCCAGCGGGAGUUGCAGGGACAGGAAGUUCUGGUUCUGGAGCAGCGGACUCCAUCACUGUGACUCUACCUGGAGUGCCUGGUUUCAUUCACAGCAUGUCAGGCAUCACUUCAUCGCCUCCAAGCCGUCCUGUUGAACCGAACGUUCCUCAGUCCCAAAGUCCCUCCCUGCCUCAGCCAGGCAGUGGAAUUGGUGGAGACACUUUGAGCCCUGAUUUAUUCACUGGAAUUGCACAAGGAGUGCAAUUUAUGAACUUUAUGAACUCUCUUGGGGCAGAGCGAGGCAAUGAAGAAAGUAUAGCCCAGUUCUUCCAGAGGCUGUCUCAGACCACCAACCUGUUUACCAUUGGAUCUGGAGUUGCUGGCGGUUUCUUUUGCGACCUGUUGUCUCUGUUGUGUCAAAAUUUUGCAAUUGUGGACAUAGUGCUGUUGCUUAAUGGGACUGCUCAGCCUAUUACCCGAAUUCAGCCCCAGCUGACUGACUUCUUCACUGAGCACUACCUGCAGGGCCAAGAACCCACUGAACCUAACAUAGCUAGAGCAGCUGAGAACCUCAUCAGCGGUCUGGAGGAGCAUAUAAGGGAGAGUUUUGACACAGUGAGGGUCCGUGAAGGAGUGGACAUUGUUCAAACCAACCUUGGGUUCCUCAGACAGCAGUUAGUAAAGAUGGCUUCACAUGUUCUAUGCUGCAAUGAUCACACCUUUGGCCCACGAAUUCUGUUGCUGUGCACACAGGGUCUUUUUGAAUGUCUUGCCCUCAACUUAUACUGUCUUCAAGGAGAUCAGAGAGCUCUGACUGCUGUCAUGGCCCACCUCAUUAGGAGAAUGUCCACAGAUGUCCAUCCCAUUCUGGUCACCUUAUUGACCAGAAUGAUGUCUCUGAGGCUGAAUAUCAUUUUGGAGCACAACCCAGUUACCGAGGAUCAGAUCCAACAACAUGUCAUAUUUACACGGGCUGACUUGAACCAAAGGACAGAGGCUGGCAUUGGACGACCGCUAUCUCAAAGUCAAAAUGUGUUAGAGGAGAGUUUAUCUGCUGCAGCGACCACAGCAGAGGGGGUCUUGGCAUCGUCUGGUGACAGCGGAGAGGCUACACACUCUCCAACAGGACGGGCCGAGCUGGCCCCUGAAGGCCAACCAUGGGAAGCGUCUCUUCCACCUGAGUGGGUUCCUGUUAUCAGGGACGACACGUUGUCUCAGAGGAAGAUUAACGCGCAGCCUGCGUUGUCUGAUGCCUACCUCCACGGCAUGCCCGCAAAGAGGAGGAAGAUAACAGAACGUGAAGGACCCCACCUCUCCUUGUCAGAUGCAGUGUGUCGAGCAGCUAGCUCUGUUGGAGCUUUGCCGGUCACUGCCAUAAACAGCCUGCAGGGGGAGCUGCAGAGGCCAGAGCUACAGGAAGCAUAUGCAAAACAGGUGAAGAACGACAUCAAAGUGCGAGUGCAGGAUGAUCCAGACUACAGCGCUCAGAGAUUUCCCAACACACAUCAAGCUUUCUCCUCAGAUGACUCUGAAAACGCAGACUGCAAUCAUGGAACUUGAAUCAGAGAUCAAAGGUGAAAGGACCUUAACAGGAGCAUUUAGAACGCUCAUACCCAUUGUUUCCGACAACUGUGGACCAAUAAUGCCCACGGAGCUCGUCAAUUGUUGUGCGAAAACAUUAUUUUUGAAUAAACAGCAGAAAAGGACAAUUUUUGUGAGUAGGAUAAUUUGAGUUAAGACAUUUUUUAAAAGUAAGGUCUAAUGCAUUACUGCUAUUUUUCAUAAUCACAUUUUCCCAAUAAAAGAAAGAUCGCUGCAGUAAAAAUAAAGGAAUAAGUAAGCAAGUAAAAAUAUAAAGUAAUAUUCUGCAAGACAUUUCAAAAAUAAGUACUCUUGUAUUUGAUAUUGAAAUGUUUUCUAGGGGGGCAGCAUGUUGGAAAGAGGGGUUAAUGCAUGUCCCUCACAUUACAAAGGUCCUGAGUUCAAUCCCGGGCUCGGGAUCUUUCUGUGUGGAGUUUGCAUGUGACUAUGUGGGUUCCCUCCGGGUACUCCGGCUUCUUCCCAUCUCCAAAGACAUGCACCUGGGGAUAGGUUGAUUGGCAACACUAAAUUGACCCUAGUGUGUGAAUGUUGUCCGUCUAUAUGUGUUGGCCCUGUGAUGAGGUUGCGACUUGUCCAGGCUGUACCCCGCCUUCCGCCCAAAUGCAGCUGAGAUAAGCUCCAGCACCCCCCCCCCCCCCCCCCCCCGCCACCCCGAAAGGAACAAGCGGUAGAAAAUGGAUGGAUAUUUUCUAGGGUCGUCUUAGUUUCGUCGACUAUUCAACGAUUCAAUUCGGAAUAGUCUAAUUCGACUAUCAACUUGGCAGUAGAAUUUUCGUUUUAUUAAAGGGGACAACAUAUACACACAAUCUGGCAAGAGCCAAUAAAAAAACAAGCUCAGGUUCAAAAUUACCCCACAGGCUGCACUUUGGACACUUUGUUGGGUUUUUUUAUAUCCUAUGACUCUGAAAAUAUCCCCACUUGGUGAAAAUCGAACCAAUUAACAGCGAUAAAGGACGGACGACUGUAUAAACAAUUUACCACAAUAUACCUCACACUGUAAUGUAGCUUCUUUUAAGACCUAUACUUUUAAAAAAAAUGUUUGAGUAAAACAAAACUAGUAAACUUGUUUAAACAAGUUUAUUAGUUUUGUAAUUUUUAAUUUGUAGAAUAGUAAAACUGUCGAACAAUAUCUGCCUGCCUGUUUUAUUCCUUCUUCAUUCAAUAAACAUGACAAUAUGUCAGUAAAUAGCUGGACAAAAUUUUGAGUUUUUUUUUUUAGGAAACUUCAGAGCAGUAGUGAUGUAUUGUUUUAGGCGGCGCUAAUGGUGUGCUUAGAUCAGUGGUUCUCAACCUUUUUUCAGUGAUGUACCCCCUGUGAACAUUUUUUUAAUUCAAGUACCUCCUAAUCAGAGCAAAGCAUUUUUGGUUGAAAAAAAGAGAUAAAGAAGUAAAAUACAGCACCAAGUCAUCACUUUCUGAUUUAUUACAUUGUAUAACGGUGCAAAAUAUUGCUCAUUUGUAGUGGUCUUUCUUGAACUAUUCAGAAAAAAAUAACUAAAAAUAACUAAAAACUUGUUGAAAAAUAAACAAGUGAUUCAAUUAUAAAUAAAGAUUUCUACACAUAGAAGUAAUCAUCAACUUAAAGUGCCCUCUUUGGGGAUUGUAAUAGAGAUCCAUCUGGAUUCAUGAACUUAAUUCUAUACAUUUCUUCACAAAAAAAUAAUAUUUUAAACAUAAACAAUAUUUAUGGAACAUGUCCACAAAAAAUCUAGCUGUCAACACUGAAUAUUGCAUUGUUGCAUUUUUUUCACAGUUUAUGAACUUACAUUUAUAUUUUUUGAAGUAUUAUUCAAUAAAUAUAUUUAUAAAGGAUUUUUAAAUUGUUGCUAUUUUUAGAAUAUUUUUUAAAAAUCUCACGUACCCCUUGGCAUACCUUCAAGUACCCCCAGGGGUACGCGUACCCCCAUUUGAGAACCACUGGCUUAUAAAAACACCAAACAAUGUGUAUUACCUGUCUGUGUGAAGUGGGGGUGCGGCAGGGUUUGUCUGACGCCACAUGGAAACAUUCUCAAGAACUGAAAUAAAUGCACCGUCAGAAAUCAAAACAUCUUUGGGGAGAAUCAACAAUUAAUUUUUAUUCCUAAAUUAAUUUCAAAAAGUGUCUCUAGGUUUUAAGAAAAGGGGCGGGGGUUCAGCCCCAAUGAUGCGGGUGAAACAUGUUUGCACUUACACAAGUUUUUUUGGCAGACAACCUUUUAGCGCUGUAUUAAAUGAAAAAAAUAACCAAAUGGUGCAAAGUUUCAGUCAUCUUUCAGUUGGCCCGAGAACAAAAAGACAGUGUUGUUGCGUGGAAAAGCUACCCAGCAAUGUUGCAUAGAAACAUGUACACGAAUAUGCAAAAUACUACUCGGUUAAAGGAGAAUUGCAUUGAUUUUUGAAUUUUGCCUAUCAUUCAUAAUCCUUAUGUAAGACAAUCACACACAUGUUGAGUUUUUUAUGCAUUGAAAUAGUAAAUAAAUGAGAGCCAACAAACAUAAUAAAAGAUCACUUACUGUACAGUUUUAUGAGGAUUCCGACUGAUAGGAUGUUCAUAUAUUCCCCUUUAGAUGAAGAAUGACUCAUAAUCCUGGGGAAUAAUAAUAAUUAUCGGCAUUUUCUGCUAAAUUGGCUAUCAAAGUGUACCAACUUGUUGGAUUAUGUCCUCAUCCUUUUACUAUCCAGGAUAGGGGCAUUAUUUUUCAUAUAGAAGAAACUUUCACAAGCUCUGAUGCGAGAUAAUCACACAAGCUGGUGAUCGCUGCUAAAAUAGUUUGUCUGUGUUGGAACUUAUAAUAACAAUAUCACUAAUACUUGCUUCAUAUUCAAGUCAUCAAGUAUAAAUGUAGUAUUGUUGCCGCUUUUUAGAUGGUAUUUUAUUGGAUUUUAUGGGCGGAAUAGAGGACUUCCAAUUGGUGUCUUGUAAACAGAUUUAUUUACAAAUUAGAAUGCAGUAUACAAUAAAAUGCAUUUGUCUUGAUUGUGAACGACAGGCAAUUGUUUUGUUUUUUAGAGGGCAGUUCCCCUUUAACCUAAAAACAGGAGGUUCUGGUGGAAAGAAACGUAUUCAGAUUUUCGGUGAAGUGGGUGUUACUGGUGGAUCAGAUUGGAUUGGAUACUAAGCGCUGAAUAAGUUUCUUUCCACCAGAAAGAAACUUAUUUAUUUCUGGUGGAAAUCUGUCUAUUCUGAGCAAACACAAAAACUCUGAGCAUUCAGUGACGCACACGUAAGCAACAUCAGAUGUGCACACUGUCGCCACACCUGACAUAAGUUUGUUUUAUUAUAUUAAUGAAAUAAUCAUUUCCCAUAUAUUAUUUCCUAAUUUAAGGGAUUUGGCCUACUGACAAUGAAAAUAAAACAUCUUGUUUUUCAUGAGCUGUAUGUUGAAAGUCUGGGUGUGGGGGGCGGGGGGGGUCCUGCUGGGGAAUAACUUAAAGGCCUACUGAAAUGAGAUUUUCUAAUUUAAACAGGGAUAGCAGGUCCAUUGUUGGUGUCAUACUUGAUCAUUUCGCGAUAUUGCCAUAUUUUUGCUGAAAGGAUUUAGCAUAGAACAUCGACGAUAAAAGUUCGCAACUUUUGGUCGCUAAUAAAAAAGCCUUGCCUGUACCGGAAGUAGCAGACGAUGUGCGUGUGAUGUCACAGGUUGUGGAGCUCCUCUCAUCCUCACAUUGUUUACAAUAAAAGCCACCAGCAGCUAGAGCGAUUCGGACAGAGAAGGCGACGAUUUCUCCAUUAAUUUGAGCGAGGAUGAAAGCUUCGUGAAUGGGGAUAGGGAGAAUGAAGGACUAAAAAAAAAAAAAAAAAAAAGGCAAGGGCAGUGGAAGCGAUUCAGAUGUUAUUAGACACAUUUACUUGGAUAAUUCUGGAAAUUCCUUAUCUGCUUUUUGUGUUACUAGUGUUUUAGUAAGAUUAUGGUACCUGAAAGUCAGAGGGGUGUGGCCACGUGUGUGGUGACCGCCAGUGUCUCCGGUGGGAGGAGGUAAUAGUCCACAGCUGCAGGAGAACGCAAGAUCCGCUCAUGUUUACCGGAAGAGCCGACUUAUUAGCACAAUUUUCUCACCGAAACCUGCCGGUUGACAUGUGGUCGGGAACCAUGUUCGCUUGACUGCUCUGAUCCAUAGUAAAGCUUCACCUUCGAGAAUGUAAACAAGGAAACACAGGCUGCGUUUGUGUUGCUAAAGGUAGCUGCAAUACACCGCUUCCCAUCUCCAGCUUUCUUCGACUUCUCCAUUAUUAAUUGAAAACAAAUUGCAAAAGAUUCAGCAACACAGAUGUCCAGAAUACUGUGUAAUUAUGCUAUUAAAGCAGACUACUUAUAGCUUGGAUCGGGCUGGAAGAACAUGUCCGCUACAACCAGUGACGUCGCGCGCACGCGUCAUCAUUCCGCGACGUUUUUAACAGGAUGCUUUGCGGGAAAUCUAAAAUUGCAAUUUAGUAAACUAAACCGGCCGUAUUGGCAUGUGUUGCAAUGUUAAUAUUUCAUCAUUGAUAUAUAAACUAUCAGACUCCGUGGUCUGUAGUAGUGGGUUUCAGUAGGCCUUUAAGACUCUUUUCAGAGAUCCCAUGAAUAAGUUCACCUUAAAACGUUCACAUUUUGCACAAUGAGAUGUGUGUGCUUUAGCACAAGCAUGGGAUGCAAAUUAAGGUACAAAGAUUUGUCCGUAAAACAUAUCAUUACAUAGUUUUUAUUGGCAUUUAUAGCAUCUAGUGACCACAUUUCAUGGUUACUAUUUAUAAAUGAACAUUCACAUUAACAUGACAAAAGAAUAAGCACACAUCUGAUUGUAAAGUGUAUGUAGCAGGUAUAAAAAUAUUUUAUGCAUUCCACCAAAAUUCUCUCACGUUUUAUUUUAUUGCUCUAUUGUUAUUCAUUGUGGCAGCACGCAGGAACAGGGGUUAGUGCAUGUGCCUCACAAUACAAAGGUCCUGAGUUUGAUCCCAGGCUCGGGAUCUUUCUGUGUGGAGUUUGCAUGUUCUCCCUGUGACUGCGUGGGUUCCCUCCGGGUACUCCGGCUUCCUCCCACCUCCAAAGACAUGCACCUGGGGAUAGGUUGAUUGGCAACACUAAAUUGGCCCUAGUGUGUGAAUGUUGUCUGUCUAUCUGUGUUGGCCCUGUGGUGGCGACUUGUCCAGGGUGUACACCGCCUUCUGCCCGAAUGCAGCUGAGAUAGGCUCUAUUACCCCCCGCGAAACCAAAAGGGACAAGCUGUAGAAAGGAUCGAACCCAGGACCUUCAUAUUGUGAGGCAGAAGUAUUAACCCCUCUUUCACCGUGCUGCUCUGAAUAACAGUUUAUAUAUAUUUUUUAAACUCAUUCUCCUACAUAUUUAUAUUAAAUUUAUCUGUACUUGUGUAAAAAAAAAAAAAAAAAAAACUUAUACUAGAUAAUUUAUAUUCUUAUUUCACUGUAUUUGGCCCUCAAAAGCCUGGAAAAAUUCAUCAAUACAGUACUGUAACUGUUCUUACUAAAUGUAUUCUAUUUUGGGAAAAAAUAAAAUAUAUGUACUCCAUUGAAUUGCAAAUUAUACUUAAAUAUUGUCCAAUUAUGCAAAAAUAUAUUAUCACAUUCAAACCAUUUUUUAAAUAUAUAAAUACUAAUAAUGGUUUCAAAGCAAGUUAUCCGUCAAAUUGUGCAAUGAAAAAGCAGCAAUAGAUUUAAUGGUAAAAUUUACUGUGGUUUUUACAGCAUUUUUCUCUAAAUGGAAAAAAAAAAACUGUACUUUUUUCACUGUAACAAACUGUGGUGUCUUUUUAGCAUUUACAAUAAUACACCGAAAAAUCUAGUUGUUGAUUUGUGUAAAAAUACAAAAAACAAAUUGGCAGCGCAGGUGCCAAAAUUUUACUGCUGAAUUGCUUUUUUUUUUAUGUACAGUAAAAAAACAAAUGUAAAUUGUACAGUAAAAUUCUGGCAACUGAGCUGCCUUUAACCAUAAAAACAGCAGUACUGUUUUUCCAUUUACAGUAAAAUACACUAAAUUUUGAGGUGAAAUUAUUGCAACUUACCAUAUUUUUUUAUAGUUUGGUUUUUUUAAAUCUACUAAUAAAAUGCAUUACACAAAUGUGUAAUAAUAGUAUUCACUGUUAGAAACGGCCCUCUGGGACAGAACCUACUGCGAUGUGGCCCUCAGUGAAGACGACUUUUGACACCUCUGCUCUAGCAGAAAUGGCACUUUUCUCAUGCAGAGCACCACCUAGGGGUCUGACAUGCAUGUGCCUCAUAUUCCCUAUGGAAAAAAAAGAAAACAUGCACCAUUAAAGAAAAAACAUACCAGCAAACACCAAAACCACCUGACUGAUUUUUUUACUCAUCCCCAAUUUAAUUAUAAAAUGAUAUUGCUGAAUUUGAUAGUCUCGAAUAGCUGACAAGCGCAAACAGAAUAUUUUGUCUUUCUAUCGUCUCACCACUUUUCUCAAAGCCAUUUUGUAACUGUCAGUUUGCAGGAACACUUCAGCUGUGUUGAAUACAGACACAAUAAAUCACCUUGUGACUGCUAAGUUAAUAUUUUUGCAUCUUCUCCUUCACAGUAUAGAGAACAGCAUUUAUUCCUCAUAUACACAAAGACUUCUUUUUUUACUCACUUAAUACACGCAAUCCUCUGUGCACAAGCUUAGUAGAUCAGCAUUGUGUGCGCCAUCAAGUUUUCUUGAAAAGCAUUCGUAGAUCAGGCCCUUGUUGUGUGCAACUUUGACAAGAUGAGGCAUUCAGGUGCACUGCAAAUAUGAAUGCUUAGCUGCUGCGUGCCGUCGAUCCUUGCCACGAUAGACAGCCUUAAAGGCCUACUGAAAUGAGAUUUUCUUAUUUAAACGGGGAUAGCAGGUCCAUUCUAUGUGUCAUACUUGAUCAUUUCGCGAUAUUGCCAUAUUUUUGCUGAAAGGAUUUAGUAGAGAACAUCCACGAUAAAGUUCGCAAGUUUUGCUUGCCAGAAGAAAAGCCCUGCCUCUACAGGAAGUCGCAGACGAUGACGUCACAUGUUGAUGGCUCCUCACAUCUUCACAUUGUUUUUAAUGGGAGCCUCCAACAAAAACAGCUAUUCUGACCGAGAAAACGAUAAUUUCCCUAUUAAUUUGAGGGAGAAUGAAAUAUUUGUGUUUGAGGAUAGUGAUAGCGGCGGACUAGGAAAAAAAAAAAAACACGAUUGCAUUGGGACGGAUUCUGAUGUUUUUAGACACAUUUACUAGGAUAAGUGUGGGAAAUCCCUUAUCUUCCUAUUGUGUUGCUAGUGUUUUAGUGUGUUUAACAGUACCUGAUAGUUGAGGGGUGUGUCCACGGGUGUCUUGACGCCAAUGUCUCAGGGAAGUCGACGGCAGCUUUAUGGACGGCACAAGCUCAGCUGAUCUCCGGUAAAAAGCCACUUUUUAGCACAAUUUUCUCACUGAAACCUGCUGGUUGACAUUCGGUUGGGAUCCGUGUUCGCUGUGAUCCAUAGUAAAGUUUCACCUCCGUGAAUUUUAAACAAGGAAUCACUGUGUGUUUGUGUGGCUAAAAGCUAAAGCUUCCCAACUCCAUCCUUCUACUUUGACUUCUCCAAUAUUAGUUGAACAAAUUGCAAAAUAUUCAGCAACACAGAUCUCCAAAAUACUGUGUAAUUAUGCCGUUAAAGCAGACGACUUUUAGCUGUGUGUGUGUGCAGCGCUCAUAUUUCCAAAAAGCCCGUGACGUCAAGCGUACACGUCAUCAUUACGCGACGUUUUCAAGAAAAAAUUCCCGGUAAAUUUAAAAUGGCAAUUUAGUAAACUAAACCGGCCGUAUUGGCAUAUGUUGCAAUGUUAAUAUUUCAUCAGUGAUAUAUAAACUAUCAGACUGCGUGGUCGGUAGUAGUGGGUUUCAGUAGGCCUUUAAGCAACAAAAACUUCAGCCUGAGCAGCUGUUUUUUUUUUCUACCCGCCGCUAGUGUUUGACUAGUCACUAUUCAAUAGUGUAACAUUUUUUGGACAUUAAAAAAUGCAAAGUGCAGGGGAAUGUUGUCGUCCGUCCCCAAAUUACUCAACAGGUAGUGCCAAAUCUAUUUAUGGCGGUACCUUGAUGCUGGUAGGGAGAGUUCCUGUGCCGAUAGGGGUUUUAUUUAUUUAUUUUUUGCUAGAUUUGGGGCCUGCCUCCCCUGUGGCCCCACUGGGAGGGUGGGGGCCUCUCCUGUACAGGCUGGUGUUCCACUACCACUCGCUGGGGGCGCUUCAAUUCUGGGCCCCCAUAAACAAGAAUCCUAAGGCCCAACCCACCCUUCCCCUGCAUCCCACCUUAUACCCAACGCCACUGCCCCAUACACAUUUACACUAGUCAUGUGCGGAUCGAUACUGCUGAUACUAGGAAUUAUGUCGGAAUAUCAAUUGUCAACUCAAAAUAUCGAUACUUUGGAUACUUUAGUUAUUUGAGAUAAUGUCAUUUUUGUUGUGUUGGCAUGUUUAGUAUUUUCACGUUAAUGGAAAUUUGUAACUUAAAGGCCUGCUGAAACCCACUACUACCCACCACGCAGUCUGAUAGUUUAUAUAUCAAUGAUGAAAUAUUAACCUUGCAACACAUGUUGCAAGGUUAGUUUAGUAAAUUGCAAUUUAAAAUUUCCCGGGAGUUUUUUCUUGAAAACGUUGCGUAAUGAUGACGUGUACGCUUGACUGUUAGGAAAUAUUAGCGCUGCGCACACACAUAGCUAAAAGUCGUCUGCUUUAACCGCAUAAUUACACAGUAUUUUGGAGAUCUGUGUUGCUGAAUCCUUUGCAAUUUGUUCAAUUAAUAUUGGAGAAGUCAAAGUAGAAAGAUAAGGUUGGGAAGCUUUAGGCUUUAGCCACACAAACACACGGUGAUUACUUGUUUAAAAUUCACAGUGGUGAAACUUUACUAUGGAUCACAGCGAACAUGGAUCCCAACAGAAUGUCAACCAGCAGGUUUCAGUGAGAAAAUUGUGGUAAAAAGUGGCUUGUGCCGUCCCUAGAGGUGCCGUCGACUUCCAUGAGACACUGGCGUCAACACACCCGUGGACACACACCUCCGACUAUCAGGUACUGUUAAACUCACUAAAACACUAGCAACACAAUAGAAAGAUAAGGGAUUUCCCAGAAUUAUCCUAGUAAAUGUGUCUAAAAACAUCUGAAUCUGUCCCAAUGCAAUCGCGUUUUUUAUUUAUUUUUUUCUAGUCCAUCGCUAUCACUAUCCUCAAAUACGAACCUUUCAUCCUCGCUCAAAUUAAUGGGGAAAUUGUCGUUUUCUCAGUCCGAAUAGCUGUUUUUGUUGGAGGCUCCCAUUAAAAACAAUGUGAACAUGUGAGGAGCCAUCAACAUGCGACGUCAUCGUCUGCGACUUCCGGUAGAGGCAGGGCUUUUCUGUUAGCAAGCAAAAGUUGCGAACUUUAUCGUGGAUGUUCUCUACUAAAUCCUUUCAGCAAAAAUAUGGCAAUAUUGCGAAAUGAUCAAGUGUGACACAUAGAAUAAACGUGCUAUUCCCGUUUAAAUAAGAAAAUCUCAUUUCAGUAGGCCUUUAAUUGAAAUUUUGUCUUUAUUCAAAUAGUAGUUCUUAUUAAUUUAAUGUUUUUAUUCUACUUCUUUCCUUUUUUGGGGUGUUUGAAUCACCAUUUCUUUGUACUUUGUAUGAUUUUGUCCUCUGUUUUUUUCCAUUGUAUUAGCUUUGUUGUGAGAAUUGAUGCUUUACUGUGUAAGGAGUCCAAAAAGCUAAUCUUGAGAAAAACAAAAAUGGGUGCAGCAAACGCACAAAAGACUAAAUACAAGUUGAAAUAGUUGGAUUUAUGGGAAGAAUUAGCAUGAUGUUUUCACCAUUGAAGGGUUUGUGUUUUCUUCAUUGACGUAUACAGUCAGGUCACAAUUUCAACAAGGAUAUUGAUUUAAAUAAUGCAAACUGAGGUUAACAAACAUUACAGCAACAACGGGAGUAGGGGCAAUUCAAGGAGGACUUGAAGUUCUUGUUUUGCCUAAAAAAAUGAAGUGAGAAGAUGAAGUCCACGAGUGAUCAUUUGUGUUUGUUAGCACAUACUGGCCACAACGUAAACCAGUGCUUAUUGUUUGCAAAUUUUUCUAGAGGUGACAAAUGCUCCCGCUCCCGACUGUGGUUAAUCUUGGACCUGUUUUAGCGAGGACAGGAGGAGGGGCAACAAAUUGAGAGCGGGCCGGUUCUCCUGCACCCCCAAAGCUAUUAAAGCACUGGCAAGAAGGGAUGUGACUCUGGGCAGGACAGGAGGUGCAGCCUGCAUCACCUGCAUGGAGACAAUAACACGUAAUAUGCUUGUAGCGCUGCAAAAGUGUGCUUACAAACACACACACAAGUUUACAUACACUCGUAAAGAACAUAAUGUCAUGGCUGUUUUGAGUUUCAAAUAAUUUCUACAACUCAUAUUUUUUGUGAUAAAGUGAUUGGAGCACAUACUUGUUUCUCACAAAAGCAUUCUUGAAGUUUGGUUCUUUUAUGAAUUUAUUAUGAGUCUACUGAAAAUGUGACCAAAUCUGCUGUGUCAAAAGUAUACAUCCAGCAAUGUUAAUAAUUGGUUACAAGUCCCUUGGCAAGUUUCACUGCAAUAAAGCGCUUUUGGUAAAUAUUCACAA
Messenger RNA from Nerophis ophidion (straightnose pipefish), 14255 nucleotides. RefSeq names its product BCL2 associated athanogene 6, like (gene bag6l). Lineage: Eukaryota; Metazoa; Chordata; Actinopteri; Syngnathiformes; Syngnathidae. The transcript has 26 exons. Gene Ontology annotation, cellular component: BAT3 complex. The coding region runs from base 99 to 3695 and encodes 1198 amino acids. Gene Ontology annotation, molecular function: polyubiquitin modification-dependent protein binding; misfolded protein binding. The record is from RefSeq and is a predicted model, not a curated record.